Pipistrellus nathusii (Nathusius's pipistrelle) is the source of this 1407-nucleotide messenger RNA. The record is from the annotation of a GenBank genome assembly. NCBI's taxonomy places the organism in Eukaryota, Metazoa, Chordata, Mammalia, Chiroptera, Vespertilionidae.
AUGCAGCCCGCGCUGCCCCUGCUGCUGCCGCUGCUGCUGCUCGCGGCGCCCGCCCGGGCCCAGCCGCCCGCCGGCUGCCCCGCGCGCUGCGAGCCCGCCCGCUGCCCCGAGCCCGGGCCCUGCCCGGCCGGCCGGGUGCGGGACGCCUGCGGCUGCUGCGAGGUGUGCGGGGCGGCCGAGGGCGCCGAGUGCGGGGCGCAGGGGCCGCCGUGCGGCGAGGGGCUGCGCUGCGUGGUGCCCCGCGGGGUGCCCGCCUCGGCCACGGUGCGGCGGCGCGCGGCGCCCGGGCUGUGCGAGUGCGCCCGCCCCGAGCCCGUGUGCGGCAGCGACGCCGUCACCUACGCCUCCGAGUGCCAGCUGCGCGCCGCCGCCCGCCGCGCCCAGAGCCUGCAGCGCCCGCCCGUGCUCCUGCUGCAGCGCGGAGCCUGCGGCCCAGGGCAGGACGACCCCAACAGUCUGCGCCACAAAUACAACUUCAUCGCAGACGUGGUGGAGAGGAUCGCGCCCGCCGUCGUGCACAUCGAGCUGUUCCGCAAGCUGCCCUUCUCCAAGCGGGAGGUGCCGGUGGCCAGUGGCUCGGGCUUCAUCGUGUCGGAGGACGGGCUCAUCGUCACCAACGCCCACGUGGUGACCAACAAGCACCGGGUGAAGGUGGAGCUGAAGGACGGCGCCACCUACGAGGCCAAGAUCAAGGACGUGGACGAGAAGGCCGACAUCGCCCUCAUCAAGGUGGACCACGAGGGGAAGCUGCCGGUGCUGCUGCUGGGCCGGUCCGGGGAGCUGCGUCCGGGCGAGUUCGUGGUGGCCAUCGGGAGCCCCUUCUCGCUGCAGAACACGGUCACCACCGGCAUCGUCAGCACCACGCAGCGCGGCGGCAAGGAGCUGGGGCUGCGCAACUCCGACAUGGACUACAUCCAGACGGACGCCAUCAUCAACUACGGAAACUCGGGCGGCCCCCUGGUCAACCUGGACGGCGAGGUGAUCGGCAUCAACACGCUGAAGGUGACGGCGGGCAUCGCCUUCGCCAUCCCGUCCGAUAAGAUCAAGAAGUUCCUCACCGAGUCCCACGACCGGCAGGCCCGGGGCAAAGCCGUCACCAAGAAGAAGUACAUCGGCAUCCGGAUGCUGUCGCUCACAGCCAGCAAGGCCAAGGAGCUGCGGGACCACCACCGAGACUUCCCGGAUGCGCUCUCGGGGGCGUACAUCAUCGAGGUCCUCCCCGACACGCCCGCCGAAGCCGGCGGCCUCAAGGAGCAGGACGUCAUCAUCAGCAUCAACGGGCAGCCUGUGGCCUCGGCCGGCGACGUGAGCGACCUCAUCCGGAAGGAGGGCGCCCUGCACAUGGUGGUUCGCCGCGGCAACGAGGACGUCAUGCUCACCGUGGUGCCCGAGGAGCUGGACCCGUAG